ACCAACAAAUUUUACAAUAUCCACGUAACAACGUGAUUGAUUAAACAACGCUUUCUUUUUUAUAUAUAAAAAAUGAAAAGUUCGACCAUCCAUUUUUAAUUGUUAUGUAUUCAUCGGAUAGAAGGAAACACGUUUUAAUUAAUGUCAUUUCCAAGAUGUUCAAAUACAUAAGUUCUGGAUACUAAUUAAACGUUUUGCAAUUACAUUGUAUUUCAUUCUCAAGCUUCGUGUUUGAUAAUUACCCUUUGUUAUAAAUUGAUACCUUGUAUUAACGCUAAAUUUUGUACUUCUGUCAAAGUUUAAGUUUUUCUUUGGCUGUUAUACCGUAUUAUUAAAUAAAUGUUCUCGAUCAAGAAGAAACGUUUGCAUAUUCAUUAGAUAAGCAAGAUUUGAUUCGUGUUUUUGAAUUGAUACAUACAAUUUGAAAAUUAUGGCGACCAAUUAUCACUUCCCGUUUGGGCAAAAAGUGAACACUUAUAAAUGCUACGAAUUCGUUUCCCAGGAAAACAGUUCACUACUAUUUUUUAGUACAUAAAGAAUCGACUUUUUUAUUUUUCUAUCAACUGCAACGAAUCGUUGAGAAAAUGAGAGCAGCGGAAAUUUGGCUGGUAUCAUUGUACUAUCUGAUAUUGCAAAUCGCUCUUGUUUAUGGAGGAAUUAGCGAUAUCGACGAAUUUAGAGAAAUGACAUCAAAAUUCAGGAAAAAAUGUAUCGGUGAGACUAAAACGACAAUUGAGGUUGUCGAAGCUACGGAAUACGGAGAAUUUCCUGAAGACGAGAAAUUGAAAUGUUACUUCAAUUGCGUAUUUGAAAAGUUUAAUGUGAUGGAUAAGAAAAAUGGAAAGAUAAAAUAUGAUUUACUAAAAAAAAUAAUUCCAGAAGCGUUUAAAGAAAUAGGUAAAGAAAUGAUUGAUUCUUGCAGCAGUAUCGAUUCAGAUGAUAAAUGCGAAAAAUCUUUUAUGUUUAUGAAAUGUAUGUUCGAAGUCAAUCCCAUAGCAUUUAUUGCUCCGUGAUCACCAGAAAUACAGAUCGUGGAUCAUUACUAUCGUUAUUAUAAGAUAAAUUUAUGUUGGAAAUCCAUAUUUCAUAAAAAUAUAAUUAUUUAUGAAAAUGUGAAAUAUACGUUAGAAACAUAUCGACCAACGUUUUGUCUUGAAAACCGUUCACGCACGGCAAAA
Messenger RNA from Apis dorsata (giant honeybee), 1178 nucleotides. RefSeq names its product general odorant-binding protein 83a-like (gene Obp11). The coding region runs from base 585 to 1013 and encodes 142 amino acids. Gene Ontology annotation, molecular function: odorant binding. The record is from RefSeq and is a predicted model, not a curated record. NCBI's taxonomy places the organism in Eukaryota, Metazoa, Arthropoda, Insecta, Hymenoptera, Apidae. The transcript has 6 exons.